UGUUAAAAUAUUUGAAAUAACAUAACCUUAAAAUGCUUCUAAAUAGGAAUUUUAAAAUUUUUCAUUCAAACUAUCGAAAAUUAAACUCAAAAUGGACCUGUGUAAUAUGCAUAAGAACAAAAAGUUCCGUAAAACCGAACACAAAGACUUAUUCCAAUACAAUAUUAUUUCCUAAAACAGAUUUUCCGGCAAGAUCCUUUGUAGAUAAAGAUGAAAUACAAAAGAAAGCGAAGUUCUCUCAACUUUACAACUGGCAAAGGGAACAUCUGAAUGGACCAGAAUUUGUCUUGCACGAUGGUCCACCAUAUGCUAAUGGAGACUUACACAUGGGCCAUGCUGUUAACAAAAUAAUAAAAGACAUAAACAAUAGAAGUCAAAUCCUCCAAGGAAACAAGGUUCACUAUAUUCCUGGCUGGGAUUGCCACGGCCUACCCAUAGAGUUUAAGGCGUUAAAAACGAAAAAGACACAGGAUAAUGAACCUUCUGAUCCUGUACAGAUAAGACAAAUCGCCAGAAAAUUUGCUUUGGGAACAGUGGAACGACAAAAAGCAGCAUUUGAAAGUUGGGGUGUUAUGGCAGAUUGGGAUGAGCAAUGCUACUUGACUCUUAAUAAAAGUUAUGUACAGAACCAACUGAGACAGUUCUACAAAAUGUAUAAAUCUGGUUUGAUUUACAGAGCUCUAAAACCAGUUUAUUGGUCACCUUCUUCCAAAACAGCUUUAGCUGAAGCUGAGUUGGAAUAUGAUCCACAGUUCAAAAGCAAAGAGGUUUAUAUCAAAUUUGGAUUAGAUAAGCUGCCAGAAGCAGCAAAAAGUAUUGCGGGUGGGAAGCCUAUAUCAGCAUUAGUCUGGACCACCACACCUUGGACUCUCGUAGCGAACAAGGCAAUUGCCUAUAAUCCGAACAUGAUGUACUGUAUAGUUACCCUAUCCACAAGACCGGAACACUUCCUGGUAGCCAAAGAUCAGAUAGAAGAAUUGAAGAUGGUUUUACGGAGUGAGAUUGAAGUAUUGGUUGAGUUUGAAGGUAAAAAUCUUCAAGACUGUACAUACAGAAGCGAAUUAACUAAUGAAAUAUUACCGUUCCUGGAAGCGGGUCACGUGACGAAAGGUAAAGGUACUGGUUUAGUCCAUACUGCGCCUGCGCACGGACCUGACGACUUUCUGGUAGCUUUGAAGAAUAAUAUGACUGUGGAAUGUAACGUUGACGAGUUGGGUCGUUACACGAACCUUGGACCUGAUUUCGAUGGUCUCCACGUACUGUCCCAAGGUCAGGACGCAGUAAUAGAGAAACUCCAAGACUCCAUAAUCCAUCAAGGCACGUAUAUCCACUCGUACCCCUUGGAUUGGAGGACAAAGAAGCCUGUCAUCAUCAGGGCGAGUCACCAGUGGUUUAUUGACACAUCCGUAUUGAAGGAACGCGCUUUGGCAGCCUUGGAUAAGGUGUCAAUCUUACCACCGUCGACCGCAGAACAGUCCCGACAAGGUUUCAGGGCUCAGCUAGAGAAGCGGCCAUAUUGGUGUAUAUCUAGGCAAAGGGCCUGGGGAGUGCCCAUACCCGUGCUCUACAGAGGCAGCGAUGUCAUAGUCGAUGAAGCUAUUAUAGAACAAUUAUGUGCACUUAUAAACGAAAAUGACGCUGAUGUCUGGUGGACUUGUAAUGUAAAGGAACUACUCACGGAGAGUGUUAUCAAGAAAUAUGAUUUGGACAGUCAAGUUGUCGUUAAAGGGAAGGAUAUAAUGGACAUCUGGCUAGACUCAGGACUUUCGUGGCAGACCCUGGGGGACAGGAAGGCUAGUCUGUAUUCGGAGGGCGUAGACCAACUGACAGGUUGGUUCCAAGCUUCGCUCCUGACGUCACUGGCCUUGACGGGAGAUGCGCCGUAUGAGUCGAUCUUCGUACACGGUUUCGUGGUUGAUGAGAAGAAACGCAAGAUGUCAAAGUCGAUAGGUAACGUCAUAGAUCCCAAGACCAUAAUACAGGGUGAUAAGAAACAUCCAGCGUACGGUGUUGAUACGUUGAGAUGGUGGGUAGCCAGCCACGCCACCCAACAUUCUCAAAUCGUAAUAAGCAAGAAACUUCUAGAAGAAUGUCAGAACGAAGUCAUCAGAGUUCGUAGCAUACUCAAAUAUCUCUUAGGUGUCACAAGUGAUAUGGAAGAAAUGGAUUUCAAUAAUAAACCGAACUUAAACUAUUUCGAUCAAUAUAUGAUCAAAGAAUGUCAAGAAUUUGUUAACCAAAUAAAUAAUCAUUAUAAUAAUUUUAGAUACAAUCAUGUAGCUCAAAAUAUAUUAUAUUUCAUAAGCAAUAAAAUUUCUGGAUUAUAUUGUCACUGUAUAAAAGACAGAUUGUAUUGCUCUCCAAAGAGUUCUAACGAGCGACGAUCAGCGCAAUUUGUCAUUCAUACGAUUUUGGUCUCUCUGUCGAAAGCUUUAGGUCCCAUUUUACCUCAUUUGGUCGAAGAGGCAUGGCAGUACCAUCCCUUGUAUGAUAAACCGUUUUAUUUUACCAAAGAGUUCUCAGUUUCAACGUCAUGCGACAUUGACAGUUCAUUAAUGGACACCAUUUUGGAUAUAAAAAAGGACGUAUGUGCCAUGUUAAAGAAUGAAAAUUUAAAGAAAUAUGUCGUCGAUUUAAAAGUCAAUUCGGAAUUGUAUGGAAAAUUGAUAGAACUGAAUGUAUCGGAUGGUAUAAAUGACAGUGUUCUUUGUGAAAUUUUAGAACUGUCAGCUGUCAAUUUGAUUGGUAAUGGCGGGAAAAAGUGGCAGAUCGAAUUGGUGCAGAGUAAAAAUCAACAGUGCUUGCGGUGUAGAAAGUAUAAUGCCGUGGAUGAUAGCGAUAAAUGUUUGAGAUGUGAAAAGGCUUUGGCCUUAUUAUAAAAUGUAAUUUAUUUUUAAGUAAGC
This is a messenger RNA of Vanessa tameamea, 2903 nucleotides long. It is a transcript of the gene IleRS-m, whose product is annotated as isoleucine--tRNA ligase, mitochondrial. Bases 33 to 2879 code for a protein of 948 amino acids. Gene Ontology annotation, molecular function: ATP binding; isoleucine-tRNA ligase activity; tRNA binding. The transcript is spliced from 12 exons. Lineage: Eukaryota; Metazoa; Arthropoda; Insecta; Lepidoptera; Nymphalidae. Gene Ontology annotation, biological process: isoleucyl-tRNA aminoacylation; mitochondrial translation. The record is from RefSeq and is a predicted model, not a curated record. Gene Ontology annotation, cellular component: mitochondrion.